AGUGAAAGACCUAGUCAUCAUGAAAUUCUUCUCUGCCGCCGCCUUCGUCGCCGCUCUUGUUGCCUCUGGAAACGCCUGUCUCGGAGGUGGAGGUGGUGCCGGUGGAUGCUGCCCACCAGCUCAGCCAGGAUGUGGAAACCCAUGCCAAGGAGCCGGACCACAAUACGCAGCUGCUCCACCACCACCACCACCACAGUACGCUGCUGCACCACAAGGAGGAGCAUACCCAACUGCUGGAAAGUAAUCAGCUCGAAGAAUUUUAUCUGUAUAUUUGAAAAAGUUUCAUUUGAACGAUCAAAUAAAUUAUUCAGCAUUCAAAU
Caenorhabditis elegans is the source of this 320-nucleotide messenger RNA. RefSeq lists its product as uncharacterized. Bases 20 to 244 code for a protein of 74 amino acids. NCBI's taxonomy places the organism in Eukaryota, Metazoa, Nematoda, Chromadorea, Rhabditida, Rhabditidae. The transcript has 2 exons. The record is from RefSeq and is marked reviewed.